This is a messenger RNA of Blepharisma stoltei, 1666 nucleotides long. The record is from the annotation of a GenBank genome assembly. NCBI's taxonomy places the organism in Eukaryota, Ciliophora, Heterotrichea, Heterotrichida, Blepharismidae.
AUGAGUUUAUCACGAACAUCUAUGGAAAGGCUGAAUUCAAUAUUUUUAUUUUUGGUAAGCAGCCCAAUAUCGGAUAAUUUCAUUUCAAUAACCGAAAAUCCAAGAAAAAACAAGUUCCCUUUGAAUAUUUUUGUUGAUCAGUUGAAUGGGUAUAAGAAUUCUGGACAAUACUCUGUAUCAACUUUAUAUAAAGCAUUGGCUAAGAUAUGCAAAGAGAAGGACAUCUUUUAUACUUUAAUGAACAUUCUGCAUGAUCAUAGCGCUAAGCCCCUUGAAAAAAGCCAUGAAAAUUGCUUCCCUUGCCUCUCCUUCAAAAUUAAAGGAAGUAAAAUAAUUUCAUGCUUAUGUAAAGAACCAGUAGCAGAAGAAUUUCUAGAGAAUUUUGGAAUAAAAAUCAAUAUUUUGGAAGUGUAUCAGCCUAUUGAAGAAGAUUUAUGAUAUAAAAGGUUAAUAGAAAUAUAUAUAGGGCAGUCAUCUAACUUAAUAAAGAGCUUAAAGCAGAGGUGCAAGGGUGAAAAUUGCGCAAGAAAAGCAAUUAUUUCAUACAAUUUUGCUGAAAACCCAAAUUAUUUAUUUUUCCAUUUAAAAUGAAGCCAUUCCCCGAACAUUUCAGAAAUUAUAAAAGUUUUAUGUUCAUUUUCAGUAAAUUUCGAUAUCUCAUUAUUUACUGGCUCUAAGGACCAAAAUAAUUAUGGUCUUGCUGGAAUUUUACUAGAAAACAGCAGGAUAUCUGGAUGUCUUGUAUAUAAUCGAACACCAAAUAACUGAAGCCUUUACAUGGCAGACUUUAAAAAGGAAAACAUAUCUCUCUUCUAUGCAUUUCAAUAUAUUAUUCACAAUAUCUUAAUACCAACAUCCUACUGCUACUAUAAAGAGCCAAAUAAUUCUAGAUUUUUAAGCAUAUCAGCAUGACUUACUUUUGAGAGUAAAUAUAUUUUAAAAGAAAAUCGUAAUUUCCAAACUAGGAUUGCCAGAUUCUAGUGAUCUGGAAAAGAUUGCGGAUGGAGCAGAAGAGCAUGACUUAGAAAAACAGGAAGAAAGCAAAUCAAUCAUUCUCGAUAAUAAAAUUGAUGAAGUAAAUAUUGGCCCAAUGAUAAGCCAAGAUCAUGAAUCGUUCAGUAAUUCUGAGGAAGAAGAAGAAGAAGAAGAAACAGAAGAAAUAGAAGAAACUGAAGAAGUAGAAGAAAUAGAAGAAGAUAAGAUGGAAGAUAAGCUGCAGAGACAAGUAAAAUAUACCGAAAACCAAGAAUAUUUUGCAUAUAAUAAUGAAAAACCUAUAGGAUGAGCAUGCAAAAGCUGUUUCGUUUAUAAUUACGGGCAAGAGAAAUGCUUAAGAUGCGAAUGGAGUAUGGAAGUUGAAGGAGCUGGAUGACUUUGCAGAUGCGGAGGCGAAAACUUUGAUAUUGCUUGCGCAAAUUGCAAUGAGGAAAUCCCUAAGUGCUCAAACUGUGGGAUAUGCUAUUCGAAUUUCCCAGUUGCUUGCCCAAAGUGUAGCAAAUCAAUGAUCAUUGGAAGAAAAUGUAACUGCGGUUUUAAAUAUCUAUCAGCUGCAUGCCGUCUGUGCUUACAGUGCUUUAAUGAAGUUUCAUGGAUCUGUAGGGCUUGUGAAAUAAGAAACCCAUUUUGUAAUACUACAUGCUUCAGAUGUUUGAAUCCAAGAAUUUAG